Messenger RNA from Nymphaea colorata (pocket water lily), 3190 nucleotides. RefSeq names its product nuclear poly(A) polymerase 4-like. Bases 524 to 2596 code for a protein of 690 amino acids. Gene Ontology annotation, molecular function: RNA binding; poly(A) RNA polymerase activity. Gene Ontology annotation, cellular component: nucleus. NCBI's taxonomy places the organism in Eukaryota, Viridiplantae, Streptophyta, Magnoliopsida, Nymphaeales, Nymphaeaceae. The record is from RefSeq and is a predicted model, not a curated record. The transcript has 11 exons.
UCUCGUUCUCUUUCCAGAUUUUUCCCUUUUCUCUUCUCUUUCCUUUUCCAGCAAACCCUCGAAACGCUCUCUGCCUUGCCCUUCCGCGGCUCCGUUCCUUCCUUCCGAUUUCUAGGGUUUGCCCCGUCGCCUCCGGUCAUCUCUGGGCCAGAAUAUUGUCCGGAUUCCGCCGGAACGUUGCCGGAUCUGCAUGAUCUCACGGUGUCGGCGUCGGAGGUUUGGUUCUUCUCGCUUCCGUCGCCCUCGGUCCGAUCCGGCGUGGCGUACGAUCGGGGGCGAUAGGGACCCUCCAAUCCUUUCUUGUUCUGAAGGCUAGGGCUUCUUUUCCUCUCUGGUUCUCCCUCUCGUCGUCGUCUUCGCUAUCUCCUUGUCCUUUCGCCCGUGGUUCUUCUCCGUUAGGUGCCUUUGUCUAGGGUUUUCUUUCUUGAUCUUUUCUUGGUUUUCUUUUUUCUUUUUUGUUAUUUUCCCCUUCUUUUCUUGCUUUCCUUUUUCCUUCCAAAUCUCGGUCCCGGGAUUUGUUCCGAUGGUGAACGCGGAGAAGCCGGGCGGGCAGAAGCAGUACGGCGUGACGAAGCCGAUAUCGGCCGCCGGACCGACGGAUGCAGACAUACAGAGGAGUUUGGAACUGGAGAAGUUUUUGGUCGAUUAUGCCUUAUAUGAGAGCAGAGAGGAGACAAUAAAGAGGGAGGAGGUUCUUGCUGAGCUGGACCAGAUUGUGAAGAGAUGGGUGAAGCAGUUGACACGUCAGAGGGGAUAUACAGAUCAGAUGGUGGAUGAUGCUAACGCCGUGAUAUUUACAUUUGGUUCUUAUCGUCUUGGGGUUCAUGGUCCUGGAUCUGAUAUUGACACCUUGUGUGUUGGUCCAUCUUACGUCAAUAGGGAGGAAGAUUUUUUUAUUAUUUUGCAUGAUAUUUUGGACGAAAUGGAUGAAGUGACUGAGCUGCAGCCCGUUCCAGAUGCUCAUGUUCCUGUAAUGAAGUUCAAGUUCCGGGGCAUAUCAAUUGAUCUGCUAUAUGCUAGCAUAUCUGUCUUGGUUGUGCCUGAGGACUUAGAUAUUUCUCACAGUUCUGUGUUGUACAACGUUGAUGAGCCAACAGUCCGAAGUCUCAAUGGUUGUCGAGUUGCAGACCAGAUACUUCGGCUUGUUCCAAAUGUUGAGCAUUUCCGUACAGCCCUGAGAUGCCUGAAGUUUUGGGCAAGAAGGCGUGGUGUAUAUUCAAAUGUCACAGGAUUUCUUGGUGGUGUAAAUUGGGCUCUCCUUGUAGCUCGUGUAUGCCAGCUUUAUCCAAAUGCAAAUCCUAGUAUGCUUGUGUCUCGGUUCUUCAGAGUUUAUACACAGUGGCGUUGGCCAAAUCCUGUCAUGCUGUGCUCCAUUGAGGAAGAUGAACUUGGGUUUCCUGUAUGGGAUCCACGUAAAAACCCUCGUGAUAGAACACACCACAUGCCAAUUAUAACUCCUGCAUAUCCUUGUAUGAAUUCUAGUUAUAAUGUCUCUACAAGCACUCUCCGUGUAAUGAUGGAGCAGUUUCAAACUGGUAACAAGAUCUGUGAGGAAAUUGAGUUGAAUAAGGCGAAUUGGGCUGCGCUGUUUGAGCAGUAUCUUUUUUUUGAGACAUACAAGAACUAUCUGCAAGUUGACAUCGUUGCAGCUGAUACUGAUGACCUUCGCUCCUGGAAGGGAUGGGUUGAGUCUCGCUUGCGGCAGCUUACUCUCAAGAUAGAGCGUGAUACAUAUGGGAUGCUGCAGUGCCAUCCUUAUCCUAACGAAUAUGUUGACAAAUCGAAGCAGUGUUCACAUUGUGCAUUCUUCAUGGGCUUGCAACGGACACAGGGGGUGCAAGUCCAAGAAGGCCAACAAUUUGAUAUACGUGGCACCGUCGACGAGUUUCGUCAUUCUGUCAACAUGUACAUGUUUUGGAAGCCGGGGAUGGAAAUAUACGUUUCUCAUGUCCGCAGAAAGCAGAUUCCUUCAUACGUUUUUCCUGAGGGAUACCGCAGACUGCGCUCAUCAAGGAUCACAAACCAGCACGAGAAACAUCCAGGAGAUGAUGCAUCUGAAGAAUGUAGCGAUGGCUCUCCUGAAGGACGGGUGAAGAGGAAGAAACAUCCUUCUACGCCUACAAGGAUGGGGAAAAGAUCUUCUCUUAGCCCAGAACGGUUGAAUGGUUAUUCAACUCCUGAUGGUGGUAAUAUCUCAGGUCCAUCUGAUCGGGGGAGCUCAGGAGAGGAGAGUAGAUCUGAUUCAGGUGGACACACUGAGGAGAAUGCUCAAAGUGGUGUCACGCAAGAAGUGCCUUCUGGGACACUGAUGGAGGACCCUCAGUUGCUUGGGAAUGCAGGUUUUCAGGACGGACUAGUGGAAGAGCUGGAGCCAAAUGUUGCUUUUGGUAUGGUUCUUCAGGCUCGUGGUGGAGUUAGCAACGAAUCUGUGCAGAAGCCGGUGAUCAGGCAUGUCUUUUCUGUUUUUGCACAAUCCUCUUUUUCUUUUUCAUGUUUUUAUACAAGGGAUCAUGGUUAUUUUAAUUUCUUUUUAUACUGCCGCAUCUCUUUGCUUUCAAUUCUCUUGUGCAGGUUGAGCUUAACGACGACGGCUUAGUUAUGGCUGCUGAGGACCAACAUGCGUAAGCUGCUGGAAAUCAUGUAAGAUUUCUUCAACUCUCCUUUUCUUCUUUUUCUCAAAGAGAAAAAAAAGUCAGAUAAAAGAUCAUUGAGAAGAAAAAAGGAAAUUUAUGAGUGAUAGAAGACGGGAUUUGGGCAAAAAGAGCAAAACUCAAGCCAAGUCCAGACAUGGUGGUGAGAUUCUUUUAAUAGCUGGCUUUUGACUUUCGUGUACAGGCGUGCUAGUGUAUGUAAUGUAUGAACUGGGUGGCCGACUGUGGGCACUUGGGGAAAAAAGGAACCGGUAAGUAUUUGGUUGUAUGGGCAGUGCCCUCAUGUAGUGCUCAGCUAAUUUGUGAGGCGAUGACACCCUUCCUUCGGGGAUUCGGAUGUGGGGGAGCCUGGUUCUCAUCUGUAGUUUUGGGUCGAUGUUUACAAUUUUCUUGAUCCUCUAGUGAUCUAGGAUUAGGUUAGAAUAUAGGUUUUUUUAAACUAGGAUUCUUUCUUCCACAUCAUUCUUCUCUCUCUCUUGCUUAAUCAAAUAUUGUACAUGGACAACUCAUCUUGUAAUACAGUGAUUGUUUGUCCUCUC